AUGCCAAGAGUUGCCCCUCGUCUACUGAAAAAAGCUCUAAAGGCUCAUUCUUUACUGCCAUUGUUAUUGCCUGCGUGUAGAAGUAUAGAACAAAGUGCGCAGGAGUUUCGCUGGAUACGCAAUGAGCUGCCCAAUAUGAAGCAAGUAAGGCAAGCUUGUCUACAGAGAUUUAAACUAGUUCCUCUACAGUACAUACUCGGUAAUCAGCCGUUUGGUGAACUGGACAUCGUCUGCCGCCCAGGUGUUCUCAUUCCUAGAUGGGAGACGGAAGAAUGGGUUUGUGAAUUAUCCGAACGGCUCUUGGGUUCAAUGGGGCCAUUGAACUCGCCGUUUCCCAUAUGGGAUCUUUGUUGUGGUACAGGAUGUGUGGGUCUCUUGCUACAAAGGAGACUGGGACCUGGUUGUUCAUUAACUGCUGUGGACGUGACGGAUGCUGCUCUAGGUUUGUGUGUGGAGAAUGCACAUCGUAACGAUUUAGAGAGGCCCCGAUUAAUAGCCACUGAUGUGCUGACUAAGAAAAUAGUUCCAGACAGCCGAAUAUCCCUUCUGACCUGCAAUCCGCCCUAUAUCCCCAAGAACCAGUUUGCCGCCGACACUUCACCGUCGGUUAAAAGGCACGAACCACAGCUGGCUCUGAUUGGUGAUUUGGAGUUUUAUUCGAGUCUUGUGAAUACAUGGAUCCACCACACGGAUUCGUUCGUUUACGAAGUAGGAGAUCGGCGGCAGAUUGAAUACGUGAUGCACGGAAUCAGAGAUGACCCUCGUUUGCAACUAGAAUGGUGUGUAGGGUAUAGGUUGGACUCUUCCGGCUGUCCGCGGGUGGUUUACGGAUAUAAAGCGGAGUCGUCACUUGCGGGAGCGCUCAGCGGCUACGGAGAUCUACUGUAUAUACCCCCGGGUGCGGGGAAGUAA
This is a messenger RNA of Zygosaccharomyces rouxii, 912 nucleotides long. It is a transcript of the gene MTQ1, whose product is annotated as S-adenosylmethionine-dependent methyltransferase. The transcript has a single exon. Gene Ontology annotation, biological process: protein methylation. Gene Ontology annotation, molecular function: protein methyltransferase activity. NCBI's taxonomy places the organism in Eukaryota, Fungi, Ascomycota, Saccharomycetes, Saccharomycetales, Saccharomycetaceae. Gene Ontology annotation, cellular component: mitochondrion. The record is from RefSeq and is a predicted model, not a curated record. The coding region runs from base 1 to 912 and encodes 303 amino acids.